CGCUCGACAUUUGAACUUAGAACGCCGCGCGCGACGCUCAUGACACCGCGUAUUUUACCGAUAAAUAUUUAUGCUGUGACAGUUCAACUUUUUAAUUCUUACCAGCCAGUGCUGGCUAGCGCUGGCCAGUUUUUUUUUAUUCUAUUCUGCCAGUUUUUGCAUUUGUAAAUCUAUUCUGCCAGUUGUUUUUUUAAAGGAUUAAACAUGGGGUUUUUGGAAGAGAGGGAUUUUGAGAAAGUGCCGACGAUUAAGGAGUUUUACAAGGGAAAGACGAUUUUGAUCACAGGCGGUACUGGUUUCAUGGGCAAAGUCUUGAUCGAGAAACUGCUAUACUCUUGCACAGAUCUGGAUCGUAUUUACUUGCUCAUGAGGUCCAAAAAAGGCGUCAAGUCGGAGGAUCGAUUAGCGGAGCUGUACGCCACUAAUUACCUCUACGACCGCUUGAAGAGAGAAAGGCCGGGCGUGUUCGAGUCUAAGGUCCACGUGAUUGCCGGAGACAUCCUGGAAAACGGUUUAGGACUGUCCGAGGAAGACCGCACUCUCCUCGUCAACCGAGUCAACAUCAUAUUCCACGUAGCGGCUAGCGUUAGAUUCGACGACCCUCUAACAUUUGCAUGCAAAUUGAACUUGCAAGGCACGAAAGAAAUCGUUGAUCUGGCGAGAGAAAUUACCGAUCUAAAGGCUCUAGUCCACGUUUCUACGUCCUACUCUAACACCAACAGAGACCCAAUUGAGGAGGUCAUGUAUCCCCCUCACGCUGACUGGCGGGAUACCCUCAAAGUGUGCGAGAAUAUCGAUGAGCAUACAUUGAGGAUCGUGACGCCUAAGUACCUCGGCGAGCUGCCAAACACCUACGUGUUUACGAAGCAAUUGGCCGAGCAUGUCGUGUACGAGCAAAAGGGGCAGCUCCCCGCCGUUAUCAUCAGGCCUUCCAUUGUAAUUUCAAGUGUCUCCGAGCCGAUGCCGGGAUGGAUUGAAAACUUCAAUGGACCAGUCGGGAUCCUUGUCGCCUGUGGAAAAGGGAUCAUGCGGAGUCUAUAUUCCGAUCCGUCUCUCAUAGCCGACUACAUUCCUGUCGACGUCUCCAUCAAGAAUAUCAUCGCAGCUGCCUGGGCUAGAGGCACUAAACCCCUAGAGCCGACAGACGACAUUGAGAUCUACAACUCCUGCGCAGGGAAGCUCAACAACAUUACAAUGGGGGAGCUUGUUGAGACCGGCAAGAGAAUGGGGGCGCAGUACCCCCUCAACGACAUCCUUUGGAUGGUGGGCGGGUGUAUUACCACCUCCAAAACUAUACAUUACAUCAAGGUUUUAUUUUUGCACCUUUUACCGGCUAUUUUCAUCGAUCUCAUUCUUUGGAUACUCGGAAAGAAGCCAAUGUUAAUAAAGGUGCAAAGGAGGAUCUACAUUGCGAAUCUGGCCCUCCGAUACUACGUCACCAAGCAGUGGACCUUCGCCAACCAAAACUUUGUGAAGCUUAGAUCCAGGAUAAAACAGGAAGACAAGGAAGAGUUCUACUACGAAGUAGAAAACGUGGAUAAAUAUGAUUACUUCAUGCAGUGCAUCAUUGGCGGCCGCAGAUACUUGCUGAAGGAAAAAGACGAAGAUUUACCCAAGGCCAGGGCGCACUAUAAAAGGGUAUACUGGCUGGACAAAUUCGUCAACUGCGCUUUCUACGGCUUCAUAUUCUGGAAGAUUGUCAAUUCAAGUUAUCUUCAGGAGUUCAUUCUCGGCUUCAAGGAACUAUUCUAACGUUUUAAUUUGAGUCAAUUCUGGUAACUUUUUUUUUACAGUCAGUCGCAGUGCGAUAUUUAUUAAAUACAUUAGAGUAAAAAAUUUAGGUUGUAUUUAUGUAUUGUUCGUAUCUAUAAAUAACCUCGCGAAAGCAUAGAUAGAGUGCCUUUGUUACCAAAACGCCUAUUACUUUCGUAGUUGACUUCUAGCGUCUUAGAGCAUAUAACCAAACGGAGUGGCCAUUAACAGGCGUUCCCCUCUGCCGAAAAUAGGCGGUCAAUGGUCAACCACAUGUCAACCACAUGUAUGGACUGACGUUUAUCUGACAUGACGUACCUAUAAAUUUGAUGUGCCCCUCCCCCGCAAAAAACGGCAGACUAUUUUGUACCGAAAAUUAUAGACAUGGCGUCUCCGUUGGUUAUAUCCUCUAAGUCUAGCGUCAAAUAGCCGAUUUAUCAGUACUGCUACUCGACACUAGAUGUCACGUGUGUCGCGACUGACGAAAAGUGUAUUGCUCAACAAUUUACAACUACAACACAAUUACAACAACAACAACAACAGCCACAACAACAACAACAACAGCAACAACAACAACCACAACAACAACAACAACAGCAACAACAACAACCACAACAACAACAACAACAACAACAACAACAACAACAACAACAACAACAACAACAACAACAACAACAACAACAACAAUUUACAAGCAGAAGGACUUAAAACAGAGUUCCGGUUAAUCUGGUUAUAAUAUGGGGCAUUAUCUAUGAAAAGGGACCUUAUUGUCGAUGGCGCUUACGCCGCACAGUGUCGCGCGGCAUUGUAUUUAUAUCGCAGCAUCGUUAAUAAUGGCGUAAGCGCCAACGACAAUAAGGUCCCUUUUCAUAGAUAACGUCUCAUAUUACCUGAAAAUUAUUGAGCAUUAGAGUUUUGGUUCGACGCGACACUACGAAAAUAAUAGGCGUUUUGGUAAAAAACUGAUGUAUGAAGUAAGCCCUCUAUGCUUACUUUAUUUCUCUAUGGAAUAAGUAAAGAACAAGGUACCAAAUAAAAAUGUUUCCAAAUAUUAACCAAAGCAUAAAGUUACCAAAAUCUUGUGAUCAGAAUAGAUAAUAUUAAUACAUAUUAGGUGAUAAUAUGCAUGAAUGUACAAUUUACUUGAUAUUAUAUAAAUAAACGAUGAGUUUUUGUUUA
Messenger RNA from Cydia fagiglandana, 2931 nucleotides. RefSeq names its product putative fatty acyl-CoA reductase CG5065. Gene Ontology annotation, cellular component: peroxisome. Gene Ontology annotation, biological process: long-chain fatty-acyl-CoA metabolic process. The transcript has 14 exons. The record is from RefSeq and is a predicted model, not a curated record. Bases 205 to 1752 code for a protein of 515 amino acids. Gene Ontology annotation, molecular function: alcohol-forming very long-chain fatty acyl-CoA reductase (NADP+) activity. Lineage: Eukaryota; Metazoa; Arthropoda; Insecta; Lepidoptera; Tortricidae.